AUGGAUCACCUCAUGCCUCCCAACAAUGUGACUGAAUUCAUUCUCUUGGGACUCACACAGAAUCCACACUUGCAGAAAAUACUCUUCAUUGUUUUUUUAUUUAUUUUCCUAUUUACUGUGCUGGCCAAUCUGUUCAUUGUCAUCACCAUCUCCUCCAGCCCCACACUUUCAUCACCCAUGUACUUCUUUCUCACUUACUUAUCCUUUAUAGAUGCCUCCUACACCUCUGUCACCACCCCCAGAAUGGUAAUCGACCUGCUUUACCAGAGACGAACCAUUUCUUUGGCCAGCUGCCUGACUCAGCUCUUUGUAGAGCACUUGCUGGGAGGAUCAGAGAUCAUCCUCCUUGUUGUCAUGGCGUACGACCGCUAUGUGGCCAUCCUCAAGCCCCUGCACUACACAGCCAUUAUGCGACAAGGGCUCUGCCACCUUCUUGUGGUGAUAGCCUGGACUGGAGGCAUCUUGCAUGCCACUGUGCAGAUUCUCUUCAUGACCAACUUGCCCUUCUGUGGUCCCAAUGUCAUUGACCACUUUAUGUGUGAUCUCUUCCCAUUGUUGAAACUUGCCUGCAGAGAUACCUACAGACUUGGGAUGGUGGUGGCAGCCAACAGUGGAGCCAUGUGCUUGCUCAUCUUUUCUAUGCUCCUCCUCUCCUACAUAGUCAUCCUGAGCUCCCUGAAAUCCCAUGGCUCUGAAGGACGGCACAAAGCCCUCUCCACCUGCGCCUCCCACUUUACUGUUGUGGUUCUCUUUUUUGUGCCUUGCAUAUUCACCUACAUGCGUCCUGUGGUCACCUACUCUGUGGACAAGUUGGUGACGGUGUUCUUUGCAAUCCUCACCCCCAUGUUAAAUCCUGUAAUUUACACAGUGAGAAACACAGAGGUAAAAAAUGCCAUGAGGAGUUUGUUGAAGAAGAGAGUAACAGUCUGUGCAUAAAGGCAAGAAAGCGAUGAUAUGUAUAAAGAGGGAGAAAUAUAUCUGUGGUAAAUUGUGCAAGAUAAUUCAGAAAUUUUACAGAUCAUCGACAAAAACUAAACAAGCAAACAUUAAAAAAAAAACCCAGAAACUAGCAUUUAUUGAGCACUUAAUAUUGGCUAGAUCUUUUGAUAGCUUUUAACAUACUUUACCAAAGCUUUAAUGUUCAUGUGCGUUGAUUCUGGAUAUGCUGUGGAAAGAACAAUGAUAAAUCCCUAGCUUGAUAAUUCUAGAGUAUGUUUUUCUCUAGAGUCUCCCUGUUACUUUGCUAAAUUCUUCAUACAUAUGUUACAUACAUGAAACUGGCUUUUACACAGAAUCUUGAUCUCAGAACUUCGAAAAUUUUUGCUUGACUCAUGGUAAAGCAAAAAACGAGGCUAGAAAUCCUUAGAUAUGGGUAGAUGGAGGGUGACGACUGAGGAGUGAAAGGACCACAGGGGAUUUUCUUCCUUUGUUCCUUCCUUACUCUUCUUUCUUUCUUUCUUUCUUUCUUUCUUUCUUUCUUUCUUUCUUUCUUUCUUUCUUUCUUUCUUUCUUUCUUUCUUUCUUCUUCUUUCUUUCUCCUUUUUCCCUCCCUCCUUCCUUCCUUCCUUCCUUCCUUCCUUCCUUCCUUCCUUCCUUCCUUCCUUCCUUCCUUCCUUUCCUUCCUUCCUUCUUUCUUUCUUUCUUUCUUUCUUUUUUCCCCUCCUUCCUUCCUUCCCUUCCUUCCUUCCUUCUUUCUUUCUUUUCUUCCUUCCUUCCUUCUUCUUUCUUUUUCUUUCUUUCUCUCUCUCUUCCUUCUUUCCUCCACCUUUAUUCUUUCUCUCUUUCUUAUUCUGAGUUUACUGAAAGCAAAGAAAGAUGCCUACAAAAAAGAAAGACAUAAUCAAUAUCUUAUCAUAAAAUUUUUUUCCUCAGUACAAAAAAUAUGCUAGAAAUUAUGAGAUUACUCUUAAUUUGUUCUGAUUUUCUUAAAUCUCCUUAUAGCUCACAGUUUUUCUUGAAUAUAAAGGAUUUUGUUUGUUUUG
Messenger RNA from Callithrix jacchus (white-tufted-ear marmoset), 1982 nucleotides. RefSeq names its product olfactory receptor 4C3D-like. Gene Ontology annotation, cellular component: membrane. The record is from RefSeq and is a predicted model, not a curated record. NCBI's taxonomy places the organism in Eukaryota, Metazoa, Chordata, Mammalia, Primates, Cebidae. Gene Ontology annotation, molecular function: olfactory receptor activity; G protein-coupled receptor activity. Gene Ontology annotation, biological process: G protein-coupled receptor signaling pathway.